This is a messenger RNA of Zootoca vivipara (common lizard), 12539 nucleotides long. The record is from RefSeq and is a predicted model, not a curated record. NCBI's taxonomy places the organism in Eukaryota, Metazoa, Chordata, Lepidosauria, Squamata, Lacertidae.
CACUUCCUUCCCAAAGCUGGAAGAUUGCUAACUAGGCUUUGGGAAGCAGAUGGAAGGACUCUAGGACCCUGUCAGAGUCCUCAUGCCUCUUUCCCAAAGUCCAGCACCUCACUUACCUGGCAUUGGGAAGACAGAACAAGGACGGGGGAGGGGGAGAUCAAAUAUUGCCAAGGGCCACCCAAAAAGACCUCAAGUGUUGCGUGCAGCCCUCGGGAUAGGCAUUGGACCACCCCGGUUUAGGGUAACUAGGUACAUUUGACACAUUGUGUGUUGGUGCACAGGUGUGUACAAAAUAUUUGUGUAGCUGCAAUAUUUCUCCAUUUUGAGUCAUUCAUUUUACCAUAUGAAACAACAUUCUUUUUUUAGAAAGGUUUGGCUGCUUUCCUUAUCAGUCUGUGGGGCUUUCCAAUGUCAGGACACUUAGGUAGGUGGAGACUUCUCAGAACAGAGAGCUUAUCAGUGUUUGCUUAGGAUCUAUUGCCCCCCUUUUGCCAUAAAAAAGAACUAUAUUGCCUACAGGUGCCAUAAACCUUAAGAUCAAACUUUUCUCAAGCAAGUUUGAAUACAUAUCCUCCGCUAAAACAACAGGAGUCAGGACAUUUCUUCUUCAGCAGAGCACUUCCAGUCUCCAAGCUCCUCUGGUGGCAGUAGUUAUCAUUACCGUGCUACUACAGUGAGAUACUGCUGUGCUGCUUAUUAGGAGAAAAAUAGCUUGCACAGAUAGAUUGGGAUAGAGCUAUCUAUUGCAAACAUAACAAAAUUCUAAUAGUCAUAUAAGCAAUAGACUAAUAAAAAUAUAUCAUUAAUAACUAUACAGUAAAAUUAAACACGAUUCAUAAUAAAAUUUAGCAAUAAAAAUAUAAGAACAUAAUCCAGCAAACUAAAAGUUUAGCAAUAAAACUAGUAAUCUACAAAACUAAAUAUUAACCCCAGAAAAAUGUAUGUGUAUUGUACAGUAUAUUGUUUCUUUCUGUGAGCUGUAAAACUUAAUUGAUCUGAUUUUUUUUUAAAAAAGCUUUAGAUUGAAUGAACUUUUAUUCUAAACAUGCAGACUUCUUUAAAAAAAUAAAAACAAACCCAAAUAUGUUAUUUUUAUAUGCAUACUAAAAAAACUGGAAGUGGCAAUUGCCAUUUUAGAACAGGCAUUUGAUCUGUGCUUUCGUAGAACAAGGGAGUGCCUCUUUUCAUCCCAUGGGUAAUGGCUAUUUCUUGCAUAUCUGCACCAACCCUGCAUGCUGCACUCUUGCCUUGUUCAAAUUAUCUUCAUAUUGUGUGGGAGACACAGCAGAACUGCCCCAUCCCACAGCACAAAGGUGACACACCAGAUCACAUGGGAAGGGCUCAUGUCAGAAACAUGACAAAAUGGUUUUAAAGUGCCCAGGAACGGCUUGAUCACCAGCCACCUCAGGUGGUAGAAGCUGGAGAGCAACAGAACAUGUGUGCCAUAAGGCCUGCCCCAGCCAACAAACUAGCUCCCCAACCACAGGUGUGGUGGAAGACAUUGCCUUGUCCCCAGUGCUGAAGUAACAUUCAGUUGCCAGUCUAAUCAGUUUUCUACUGGGCAGUGGGGAGACGCAUCUUGUACAGGCGGCAAAAUUCCCUGAGUGAAACUGGACAAGUACGUGAAUUCUAACGAUUCUACAUUAGAGAAAAGCUCUCUAGAACCUCUGGGCUGAGGUGGGUGUGGGAAAACUGGUUGUGUGAUGCUCUCCUUAGCCACAGGCAUUGCCUGGUACGAAGGUCUGUCAUUAAGAAGCACGGUUAAAUAAACAGGUUGGGAUAGGAUUACUUUAGUGCCCUUCCCUUCACUUUAUGCCAUUUUAUUGUUCUACUAAUGGUUAUUAGAUUAGGUGUAUAAGAGCUCACGAAAUAUAUGCGGUGGAAGAAGUAUGCAAGAAAGUAAAUGUUUCCCACAGAGAGUCUAGCUUUUCUGUAUUUGAUGGAGAGACUAAUUUACCUUGCAUAGAUAAGUGAUGGUAUUGGAGGUGGGUUUAAAACCCGAUACAUUCCAUGCUUUUAUCAUGCUCAGUGCUGUGCAGCCAUUAUUUUUAAUGUAAACUUAUAGAGGCCCCUUUGGGAGAAAGGCCGUUAUUACAGCCAAUAUUUUUGUUCUUGUUUUUAAGAUUUACCCAUUUUUGAUCCGUGUGCUGUGAAAGUGCUCGGUAUUGAAUUGUAUUUUAUUUUAAUUUUUAAAUACAGUCCUUCUCGCCAUUGUGGAUAUUUCCAAAAUAAAUCUGGGAGAUUGGAUUAGCAACAUUACUCCCAAGGAGAAAGAACAAUGAUGGCCUACAGUAAUUUUUGUUUUCUAUCUUGCAUUUGCUGCAGGCAAUGAUAAUGAUAAUAGUAAAAAAUAAAAUAAAAAAGAGGAAGCUGUGGAUGCAUAGUCAAGUUAUUUGUUUGGGGGGGAGGGGGUGUACAACCUACCUAAAGUUAGGCCAUUAAAUUAAAUUUUAUUAAGAGACAGUGUAGCCUACAUUAGGAUGUCUGAGAACUUCAGUCUUCAUGCAUACAAAAUGACCUGAUUUGCAUCUCCCUGGCUAAUUUGCAGAUCUGAACAUCUCUAAAAAUUGGAUUUUGUACUUCUCCAAAUGUGGGAGUGCAAUUCUUGGCUUUAAAAAAGUAUCAAAGUGCAUUUAAAGUGCAUGGUUUUUCCAAUAAAAUAGAACAUUUUGACAAAACGCAUUGUGAAAUGCAUGUUUUAAAUAAAGUAAAAUAUAUGCAAAUAUGUUUAAAUGAUUUUGUGGCGUGGAUUUUCUUUUCUUUUUUAAAACAAAAAUAAGCCAUAGAUGUGGGAAUAGAAUGAAAUAGACUGAGUGGAUGCAUAUGAAAGUAAUAUGGAACAGAAGCAAACUGGCUUGUUCAGUCCUACUCUAGAUGUCAUUCAACAAUUUCAGUGGUGGACUCUUAGAGUGAGAUCCAUGUAGGUUAGAACUAAAGAUAAAUGGCAAAAACCAGUGUAUUUUAAGACAAUUUAUCAUGAUUUCCCCCUGUGUGUGUGUGUUUGCACAAAUAUAUAGGGCCAGAUUCAACUAAACAGUUGCUCUUGUGGGAACCGGUACAGUGGCUUUCUUCCCUCCCCUCCCCUCUGUGCACCCCAAGCUUGCCCCCAACACAGAGAGGAGAGGGGAAACCAUUCCAUCAGGCAUGCAAUGCCAGAGCAAUCUUCUAAUGCUUCCAACCAUAACUCCUAACUUGAGCAGUGUUACCAACAGAGAAUGAAUUGCUUUCUGACAUUUUUUAUAGCAUAAGUGCCUAUGGCAUACGCAAGUGGUAUAGGUCUACUUCAUUGUUCAUAACACUAGUCACUCAAUGUAUAGCACUAGCGACUGCCCAGUAAGGAUGUACAAAGGCAUUGAUUCAUCUUCCAACCUGUAUUUGUCACAUGCAGCGAUGCUUCCAUUGCACCGCAGUUUGGCUUCUGACGAAACUAUUGGUCAUCUCACUGUGAUGGAAAGUUGCCUAGUUAAUUCCAUUACGUUGGUCUACACAAUUCAUUUCAAUGCAAAGGAAGAGCUAUGCAAAUGCAGGGAAGGGAGUCAUCAAUUACAUAUUGUUUGCAAACUGAAAACAACAGUGACUAACAAUUGUGUUCACUGCACUGAUUUUUGUUUGACAUCAGAUGGAAAAAGAGACACCGGCAAUCUCUCCUCCCAUUUCUAUCAUAAUUCCCUGACAUCCCUACUGACCAGAGAUGCAAAUUUUCCUGAGGAAUAGUCAAAUGGUCUGAAAAACAGAGGAGGGGGAGGAUGCUUCCUUUGAUCUCCUUAUCUAGUGAGUAGAGGUUUGGAAAUAGAAGGCCUGGAUUUGAAUUUUACACCAUAGACUCAUUGCCUGAGCUUGGCCAAGGUGCUGUGCGUCACUCCUUGUUCCUCAUGUCAUCAUUACUCCCAUUUUAUACAUGUUGGAAACUGUUUCGGAAACCAAAAUUAUCCUACACUUUCUUAGUAGUAACAGCUGCCCUAUACAGCCUGAUCCUAAGUACUUUGGAUACAAUCCAGUGCAGGUCAGAAAUGCCGCUGAAAUAAAUUACAGCUCUCAGCUGCAAUGUGGGAGUAAAGAAUGCCACGUGGUAAAGAUCAGGCUUGCAAGAUGAACUAAUUGGCUUAAUGGGGUUUGAGCUAGCUUUAUGUGGAUUGCAGUCCUUGUGAAGAAAGGGGCUCCAUUAAAAUCACUGCAAUUUACCAUUAAGUACAUGAAGUGCCAAUCUAAAUGAAGGCAAAUUAAAAUUUUCUCCUUGCACCUAUGGUAAUCACCAGUACUCAGCAUCUUUUAAUACAUUUCCAUGUGUUUACUAAGGAAAAGAGUGUGGUAGAUGGUCUAGGAGUUCUAGUGAAAUAAGCCAUAUCUCAUGGUCACAGCUAGCUGAGUUUAUCACAGAACAAUCAACCCCCACCCCACCUUUGGGUUUCCUACAGGAUGUGUGUGGUUUGGAAGGAGGUCUCCCUUCACUCAGCUCUGCCAGCUACCAAGCAAGUGAUGCAAGCAUCACUUUGGCGUUGUGAGAUUCCCUUUUUCAGGGGUGGACUUUGUUUCAGAAAUUGCAAAUUAGGUAAAUUCACAUUAGAAUGUCAGCCAAACCAUUUGUCACCACCAGUGCAGGGUCAGUGUUAUCCAACCAAGUCCCAGUUUGCAUGGUUAUCAAGAGUUUCCAACUAUGGCUUUCUGUUGGAAAGCUCUGAAGAAUGUAAGAUAAGGAAAGCUGAAGGGGGAAAAAUAGUAAGAGUGUGGUCAGAGAAGGAAACCUCCACUCUGAUGUACAAGGAUGCUGUGUUCGUGAUCAGAGGCCAACAAGCCAACCCCCUCCCUGCAAGGUUGUGGUGCUUCUUCCCUUUACAGGGCUGCAGUUGAUGUGCACCAUAUAAUUACAAGCAGGCAUUUAUGGUUAUUGUUAAAUCAUAUGUUAUGCUUUGGAAUGGAAAAAGGGCAGAGGCAAUGAGAGAGAUUCAUUGUCACUGCUAAAGUCAUUGGGAUUAGAAGCAGGCAUUUCUAGCUUGAAACAGCACGGGAACUCCUGACUCACAGCAUCUGGAACACAGAGUAUUCAUUUCAACAAUUCCUGUAGCCUCGUAGGUUCAUGACCUAUACAGAGAUCUUUAGACCUCUGGCUAUGUUUGCCCAGUUUGGCUGGGGCACCACAGGGCAGAGGGAUGUAGCCCUGGAAGCAGAGCACAUGUCGCAGUCUCCGAGAUCUGAGAUUGUUGGAUCAAAUACCUGCUGCCUCUGAUUACAAUCCUUUGAAAAAACAGUCACCCCCCCUUUCAUCUGUGGUGUCUCAGCACAGAAGAGGCCUUUUGUCUCUUUCCCCCUUUCAAAGCUUUACAGGUUAUAUUUUAGGACAUAACUGCCCGUCCCCUGCUUUUCUCCCUACUAGAAGGAAAUCAGGAGACACAAAUACUUUUUUGUGCUUUAGAUUUUGUGUGCACCUGAUCAUAUGGCCCAGGAGUAGUGCUAAGCAAAUGGCAGGCCCACAAACUUUGGUAUAGUGGGGCUGUGCUCAGCUUGGUGUUUCAAAAAUUGUGCAGGUAUGCAAUAGAACGAGAUACCACAAUAUUUUAGCUAUGAUUUGCAUGGCAACAAAUCCCAAGAAGGCUGGAAAAAACCAAGGAUGGAGAAAGUGGUCUAAACCACAGAGCCUAGGGCUUGCCGAUCGGAAGGUCGGCAGGUCGAAUCCCCAUGACGGGGUGAGCUCCCAUUGUUCGGUCUCAGCUCCUGCCAAGCUAGCAGUUUGAAAGCAUGUCAAAGUGCAAGUAGAUAAAUAGGUACCGCUCCGGUGGGAAGGUAAAUGGCGUAUCCGUGUGCUGCUCUGGUUCGCCAGAAGUGGCUUAGUCAUGCUGGCCACAUGACCCGAAAGAAGUACGCCGACUCCCUCGGCCAAUAGAGUGAGGUGAGCACCGCAACCCCACAGUUGUUCGCGACUGGACCUAAUGGUCAGGGGCCCCUUUACCUUUAAGAACAUAAGAACCUGCUGGAUCAGGCCAAUCAUCCCUCUAGUCCAGUAUCCUGUUCUCACAGUGGCCAACCAGAGGCCUGUGGGAAACCAGCAAGCUCUUCUUCUCUUUGGCGAUCACUCAUAGCUGAGUAAGAUUGUCUUCCAUAAACACGGUUUUAACAAUGAGUCCGUAAGUGACUGUGGAGGCCAUUUCUGGAUCCAUACAUCCUUCCACAGUGGGGACAUUGGUUUCCGAACAGGAGUUGAUCACAGUGUGGAUUUGCCAAGCGUGCCUUCUUCUUAGCAUAUUUCUCCCUUGUGUCCUGAGUUCAAGCACCACCCAGCCUUCCCUUAGAGCCAGCCCUGUAAAGGCUGUUCUCCAAUUGGAACGCUCGCAGACCAGUGUUUCCCAGUUGUCAGUGUUUAUACUACAUUUUUUUAUAUUUGCCUUGAGACACUCUUUAAACCUCUUUUGUUGACCACUAGCAUUACGCUUUCCAUUUUUAAGUUCGGAAUAGAGUGGUUGCUUUGGAAGACGAUCAUCAGGCAUUGGUUUCUAACAACUGCUAUUAUGUGCUUGAAUCAACUGUGAGAAGUGCCAUACAUUGUUGCUCUUUUGUGUAUUGGAGCAGGGCGGAAGUGGUGUAGGACAAUUCAAGGCUAAUCUAUAAUGUAGUUCAUGCUUAGAAUUCAUUUUGAUUUCCCCCCUCUCAUUUCUAAAGCAUUUAAAUUGAGCAGUUCUUUAAACUUUUUGGGGAGCAACUUUUUUCACUGAAUAUUCUAAUAUGGGACAAAUUUCUUAACGGGUAUAGCUUUCUUUUGAUUACAAAGCAAGUACAAACUGGUUCUUUGAACUGAGGCCAUGUGAAAAAAGAACCAAGGUAUUAGAGACACCCUCCUCUCCAUAAAUUGUUAAAGGAAUUGCCACCAAGGGGUAGUCUCACAACAAACUACAAAUACAUUUUCAAAGAACGUCUUUUCAUAUUUAAUGUACAAAGAGUUCACGUUUUCCUAGAAAUGUCUGGCGGAUUUUCUUUGAACUUAAGAAGUUGCUAACUUCUUCUGAAUCUUGAGUUGCACCUUUGGCAAAGGCUCUUAUAUUUUCAAAGGUAAGAAUCAAAGUAAUAAAAAAACACCCCAAAACCUGGCAUACAUGAUAGUGAAAUCAUCAGAGUUUAAGGUUUGAAGGAACCCCAAGAGUCACCUAUUCCGAUGAUUUGUGCUAGAGAACUCAUACACCAAAACCGUUUCUUACAGAUGCUUGCCUAACACCUGUUUGAAAACCCCUGGAGAUCAGGAUUGUACCACCACUCUUAACAACUUAACCCAGCCAACCUGCCAGACAGUUGCUCAGCAGAGCCACUCGGCAUGAACACUGCAGACAGUGGGAUUGGUGGCCUUUGUGCAAUAUGCGGAGACAGAGCCACAGGCAAGCAUUAUGGCGCCUCCAGUUGCGAUGGAUGCAAGGGGUUCUUCCGACGCAGCAUACGAAAGAAUCAUGUUUACACCUGCAGAUUUAGCCGGCAAUGUACUGUUGAUAAGGACAAGAGAAAUCAAUGCAGAUACUGUCGUUUAAGAAAGUGUUUUCGUGCUGGGAUGAAGAAGGAAGCUGUGCAAAAUGAACGGGACAGGAUAAGUACGAGACGAAGUGCAUCUGAUGGCAGCAACAUUCCUUCUAUUAAUAUGUUGGCCCAGGCUGAGUUGCUUUCUCACCAGAUCCCUGUUUCAAGCCCCUGUGCUGGUACUGACAUCAGCGUUAAGAAAAUUGCUGGCAUUAGUGAAGUAUGUGAAUCUAUGAGGCAGCAGCUCCUGGUGCUUGUAGAAUGGGCAAAAUACAUUCCAGCUUUUUGCGAACUACGGCUGGAUGAUCAGGUUGCCCUGUUAAGAGCACAUGCUGGAGAACACCUUUUGCUUGGAGCAGCAAAACGCUCUAUGCUUUACAAAGACAUUAUUCUUUUAGGUAAUGAUUUUGUAAUCCAUCGCAACAGUUCUGAAAUUGAGAUCAGCCGAGUAGCAAACAGAAUACUGGAUGAGAUAAUACGACCAUUUCAGGAGAUCCAAAUUGAUGAUAAUGAAUAUGCUUGCUUAAAAGCAAUUGUAUUCUUUGAUCCAGAUGCAAAAGGACUGAGUAACCCAAUGAAGAUCAGGAACACGAGGUUUCAAGUUCAGAUCAAUUUGGAGGACUACAUCAAUGACCGUCAGUACGACUCCAGGGGACGCUUUGGAGAACUCUUACUACUUCUGCCUACCCUUCAGAGCAUCACCUGGCAAAUGAUUGAGCAAAUACAAUUUGUGAAACUGUUCGGAAUGGUUAAAAUUGACAGUUUGCUUCAAGAAAUGUUACUAGGAGGUACGUCUAGUGAUGCCUCGAAUCUGCACCAAGUUCAUCCUCAUCUAGCCCAAGACCCGCUCACUGGACAAACUCUGCUUAUAAGUUCAGUGGCUGCUCCUGUACAUGCAGAACCAAUUUCAACUCCCGAAACUCCUCUGCCUUCUCCUCCGCAAGGCUCUGGUCAGGAAUACAAGGUAGCUGCAAACCAAGUUACGGUUAUUUCACAGCAAUCUCUUCCAAAACAAAAGCCAUUGUGAUAUUGAUCAAUGCUUCUUCUUUUUUGUAAUACAUGCACUGCAUUAAGCCAUUGUGACACUGGAAAACUCAGGACAGAUAACUCAGAUCUGCUGUUAAAGAGACAAGUACAGUCCCCUUUGGAGAAGGUUUUAGUUUUGGUUUUUUUUAAGAAAAACAAAUCACUUUUACUAACUUUUUUUAAAAAAAGAAGAAGCUUGAAUUCAGAUAUAAUUUGUGGGUGCAAGUAGGUGAACGGAGAGGGGAAGCUGUUUCCUGUUUGCAAUGCAUUUGAAUCAGCAUUGAAGAAAUUUAAUUUAUUGUCCCCUUAUACAUGAAAAAAGUCCUAAGUAUCACUAGCGGAAGGCAAAGCCUGAUUUUAAUAGAACUGCAAGCUGAAAUUUAGAAAUAAUGAAACAGCGAAGCAAGUAGUUUUAACAGUUAAUCAAAGCAGGUGUCUCAUUUUCUUGAAUAUACCAUGGAGGUUGAAAGCCAAAAUACUUCCUGCAAGCAUCUAUGUGACGUAUGUGUGAAUUAUAUAGUGAAAUCCUGUACAUGUUUACUCAAAAAUAUGACCCAUUGUGUUCAGUGGAGCUUACUCUCAGGCAAGUAUGCACUGGACUGCAAACUAUGUGGAAGCAAAUCACCUUAAUUUCAAUGGAAUUUAUUUUUAAGUAAGUGAAUACUGCUGUGGGAUUUGCUUAAAAAUGCAUUGUCUUUUGCUCUUAAGUAAGAGUCUCUUGUAAAUAUGUUCUGCUUUUAAUGUUGAACUGUGGGGUUUUAAAAAGCUACUAUUUAAAAUUUGAACUAUAAUUUUUAAAAGAAUUAAAUAAGGAUGUUAGCAAAAAGUGAAGAAAAUUUUCCCCCAUUUACCCUUUCUCAUGAAGUGGAAAUUUUUGGGGGGAAGUUGAAAAAAAAGCACAUUUCUUCUGAAGUAUUCUAUUAGAAUGAAUAGAGCAGUGUUCUAAAAUAGCACUGUUGUAGCCAAUACACACAGCUGCAAUUUUUUUAGUUCCAACAUUCAAAGUUGGGAAUAUUAGUGAUUAAAACACUGGUACUAUGCUUGACUUGGUUACUAAACAAGCAACACUCUUAUGACUUGAUGUUGAAAAAGUAAAUCUAAAUAUUUUUCAGUAUAGAAUACAUUCAGAUAGCUAGUAGCCUAACAAGCACAGCCUCUGACUCUAAUUCUCUCUUCCAUUUUUUGCAUCAAGUGAAAUAAAUGGAUGAAAGUUAGACAAUAGACACAUGCCCUCUUAUAACAUGCAGUGUCAAAAUGCUUGCUCCAGUUCAUAUGUUGAUGGUUUAUAUUUUCAUCUUCUAUCUUCCUCUAUUUUCCCAGCUGGCCAAAAAAAAAAAAAGGUGUUGGGGGGACUAAGAAAGACUUUGAUACCAUAAGCUUAAAAUAUCAUGUCACACACUGGAUUUGCAUUCAAUAAAAAUAAUCAUAUCCAAUUUAAAAUGUCAUGUAACUAAAAAAGUUUCACAUACUGAAUAGUACAAUGUUAUGUGUUGUGCUAAAGGGGCCGCGGGUGGCGCUGUGGGUUAAACCACAGAGCCUAGGACUUGCCAAUCAGAAGGGCGGUGGUUCGAAUCCCUGCAACGGGGUGAGCUCGGUCCCUGCUCCUGCCAACCUAGCAGUUCGAAAGCACGUCAAGUGCAAGUAGAUAAAUAGGUACUGCUCUGGCGGGAAGGUAAACAGUGUUUCCAUGCACUGCUCUGGUUCGCCAGAAGCGGCUUAGUCAUGCUGGCCACAUGACCCGGAAGCUGUAUGUUGGCUCCCUCGGCCAAUAAAGCGAGAUGAGCGCCGCAACCCCAGAGUCAUCCACGACUGGAUCUAAUGGUCAGGGGUCCCUUUACCUUUACCUUUAUGUGUUGUGCUAAGUUUUUUAAUGAGCAAAGUGGGUUUAGGUUUUAUAAGAAAGUACUGGAUAUAUUUCAAUUUCCCCCCAAAUUUCUCUCUUUCGUUCUAGAAAAAAACAAACAAAUGGGAAAACAUCCAUAGAUUUUACAACUGUAGACCCUUCUGAUGUUAUCGGCAUAGUAUCAAAGCUGUUGCAGUUCAGUUCUUUCUCAUGCUUUUCCGGUAACAUCAAAACCAUUGGACCAAUGUCAUGGCGCCUUUCUUACACCAAAGUUGUUCCUAAUAGAGAUUGGGUUGUGUCAUAAUGCCCACCCUGGGUAGCAGAUCCCAGAAGGCCCUGCAGUAAAGGCCAUGGAAAAGUUAGAUAUAAGAACAUAAGAAGAGCCUACUCUUUGAGGCAAGUGGCCCAUCUAGUUCACCAUAUUGUUCUCAGAGUAGCCAACUAGACACUUAUGGGAAGCCUGAAUGCAAUAGCACUUUCCCCAAAGUGUGAUUCUGAGCAACUGGCAUUAAGAUGCAUACUGCCUUCAACAGUGGAGGCAGAGCAUAGCCAUCUUGGAUAGUAGCCAUGAAUAGGCUCACCCUCCAUUAAUUUGCUUAAUCCAGACACAGGUCCGGCACUGGCCCUGAGCUGAGACCUUUGCACAGGAAUCCCCAGAAAAUUCUUCUCCACCUGGAGUCUCAGAUAGCACAUCACUGGACCACUGGCAUAGGCAACAAACCAAGAGGAAACUAACAGCAAGGGAUUGGAGUGAAUUAGCCUGGGCAUGGCAAUCUGGGUUGAGUACCAUAAAAGGGUACUCCAGACCUAGCUGGAGUAGGUGGAUCACCGUGAGCUCUCCAAGGUCCUGUACCGCUACUUUGCCUUGCCCUUUGGGCUUCCAUUUCAUAAUGGGACAGGACAAGAUAGGUUAGUGAUGGUGAAGGAAGCAGGUCCACAUUGUGGAUACUUCCUAUCUGGUCAAGGUGCCUAUUGUUACCUGAGCAUUGCAGCAAGAAAGCGGAGGAGCAGGGUUUUUGGUGCUUAACAAUGUACAUAGCUCUAAGAUGAAUGACUAAAUGAUUUCCUAGACUGCCAAGUGAAAUGAAUCUCUUUCCCUUUUUGAAACUCUUAAUAUUGUUAUCUAUUUUAUACAAUGCUUUUCAUUGUUAAAUAAUAAGUAUAUUGUAAUUUAUUGAGAAUCUGAUUUAUUUUCUAGGUGUAAAAUUAUUUUUGUAAGCCUAAUUGUACAAAAUCAAAAUGACUGGCUUUGUUCGAAUGGUAUAUUGUGCUGAGCUGUUUGAACCAUGAUGUAAUGUAUGGAUGUUGGCUUGAGUAGCCAUGAAAUGGCUGCUGCAAAUGUUUUCAGAUAGACUGUUUUUCAUCAAUGCUCAAUAAACAGAUAUUGAAAACAUAUGAAUGUUAAAUGGGCCUUGAAGUAACUUUUUUUCUUUGCAUAAUGUAAACAGCAAUGUUGGGUUGUUGGGUUGCUUUUACAAAAAUUGGCUGUCAUAACUAUGAGCAGAAAAAGUUAAACUAUUAUUGAAAUCAGAUGAGAACCACAUCUCAGCUCAAACUGCAUCGGUUAGAGCUUUAAUUAGGCUAAAUUCCUUCUAUUUCUUACUCAGUUCAUUGAAAUAUUUAGAAUUUCUAAGAGGUGAGAUUGCUCUUUGGGGAUGGCAGCUAUUGUAUUGUAAGUUAAUAGUUUCAUUUCCUUUUUUGUUUUUUGAUUUUUGAGGUUUCGGAUCAGAAAAUUAUGUGUUAUUUAAUUCAGGAAAGAAAGGAUGAGAUUAAUUUUACUCCGGUCAGAUAAUUGUAUGUUUUUAAUGUAUAUGUCUUUUUCAGUUUUUAAAAGGAAAAUAAUUUACGGUCUGUGCAUGUACAUUCUAGUGGAUCAGGUCAAAGACCUACCUAGUUCAGCAGCCUGUUUUCACAGUGGUCAACCAGAUGCUUAGGCAUAGCCCUCAAGCAGAACAUAAGUGCAACAGCACUUUCUCCAAGUGGUAUUCAAAGACAUACUUCUUCCAACAGUGGUUGCAUAAUAUAGCUAGUGAGCUGGGUAUGUUUAGCCUGGAGAAGAGAAGGUUAAGGGGUGAUAUGAUAGCCAUGUUCAAAUAUAUAAAAGGAUGUCAUAUGGAGGAGGGAGAAAGGUUGUUUUCUGCUGCUCCAGAGAAGCGGACACGGAGCAAUGGAUUCAAAC